Molecule: messenger RNA, 1570 nt
Organism: Parus major (Great Tit)
Lineage: Eukaryota; Metazoa; Chordata; Aves; Passeriformes; Paridae
Gene: DNAJC9
Product: DnaJ heat shock protein family (Hsp40) member C9
Exons: 5
Coding region: 93-881 (262 amino acids)
Cellular component (GO): nucleus; cytoplasm
Molecular function (GO): heat shock protein binding
Source: RefSeq, a predicted model, not a curated record
CGGGCUCUUCCCGCCCAGCGCAGCCGCGCAGCAGCAGCCCGGGCGCGGGAAGGGCGGGCAGGCCGGGGCGGUGUCGGUCCCGGCGGGGUAGGAUGGCGCUGUCGGAGCAGUGCGAGGCCGAGUUCGGCACCGCGGAUCUGUACGGCGUGCUGGGCGUGCGGCGCGGCGCGACCCCGCAGGAGAUCCGCCGCGGCUACCACCGCGUCUCGCUGCGCCUGCACCCCGACCGCGUCCCGCCCGAGCAGAAGGAAGAGGCCACGCGCCGCUUCCAGAUCCUGGGCAAGGUGUACGCCGUGCUGAGCGACGAGAAUCAGCGCGCAGCGUACGAUGAGACGGGCAUGGUGGACGAGGACGCCGAGGCGCUGCAGGACGGGCGGGACUGGCUGGAGUACUGGCACCUGCUCUUCAAGGUCACCGUGAAAGACAUCGAAGACUUCCAGAAUAACUACAAAAACUCUGAGGAAGAGCUGGCUGAUGUAAAGGCAGCGUACAUGAAUUUCAAGGGUGACAUGGAUCGGAUCAUGGAGUCCGUGAUGUGCGUGGACUACACGGAUGAGCCCAGGAUACGGGAAAUGAUCAAGCAAGGCAUCGACUCCGGGGAGCUCCCAUCCUUCAAGGCUUUUGUAAAGGAGUCAAAGCAGAAGAUGAUGUCCAGAAGAAGACGGGCAGAGAAAGAAGCUAAAGAGGCAAAAAAGACUAAAGAUGAACUGGGCCUUAGUGGAGAAAAUGACUUGCAAGCGCUGAUAAAAAGCCGAAGCAGAGUUCGAGAAAAGGAAAUGGAUAAUUUCUUUGCCCAGCUGGAAGCAAAGUAUGGGAACAGUGCUAAGAAAGGAGCAAAGAAGACCUCAGGCAAGAAAAGAAAGGCAGAAGGAACAGUGUAGACUGAAAUACCAGGUUUCAUUUUGUAUGGAAACAUGGAUCUGGGAGAAUUUUGGGUGUUUUCCAGGCUCCUGUUUUGGACUGUGUGCAUUGACUGGCUAUAAGUGAGAGGCAUGACAGAGUAUGCAUGCUGAACAAGACAAGGCAUUUCUGUGCUACUGUCUCAAACCCUUUGGGUGCUCUACAGUUGAGAUCCAUGUGUGCUAUUCACACAUUUCUUCUGUAAAAACCCUGCUAUUUUUAAAGGUCCUUGCACAUCAGCUCAACGGCUCUUUUUCAGAUAUUCCAGUAGUUUUAUAAAGAUAGUUUGGAAAAUUGCGGAUUUAAUAAACAUUCUUGGGUGGGUUUCUUUCAGUUUUGCAUACUAGUUCUCUGUAUGUUUUCUAAAUAAGCUAUUUAAAACAAGCCAGUUGUGUUGAUUCUUCUGAUUUCAGUCAAGUAAAUCCCACACACUUCCAGGGAGGAUCGUUUUUCAAAGGUGUAGGAGUCUCGAGGUGAACACUUUGGGAGCUGAAGGCCCUCACAACUUCAACAACAGCUCCUGGGGGGCAGCCAGAGGUAGAUGGUCUCUGUUCCCUUAUACUUCUCUCAAAAUUAAUCGUGAUUCUGAGAAUGUAGAGCAUAUCACUGUGUUUUGUAACACGGGGCUUGAAGGUUACUUUUAUUACACAAAAUAAAUCUAGGAGCAGUC